AUGACUUUCAUCGUUGAAGAUGAUUCUUCUCCAUUGCUUUUGACUCCAAUUCUGAUGCUGCCAGUUGGGCCUGUCGGUGAUGAUCUAUCUGGAUUGAUCCAUGUGCAGGACGACAGUAUUAAAUUAACCGUAACCAAUGAAGGAUCAGAUGAAACAGGAAGUCAUGGAGACAGUGGUCAUAUUAGUGGUAAUAAUUCAUUAGAUAAUACGCCGGAACAUGGUGCCUCCAGACAAAGUCAUUUAUCAGUACCGUCAUUACAACUGUCAACUACCAGUAAUGAUAAAGUGGGUAUUGAUAGUAUAGAUGAAGAAGAUGAAAAUAUUGACUAUCUUGUGGCCUCCCAUAAAUCUAUGGGUUCUACACGCAGUCUCAAUAGCAGGGGCUUGUCUUCUCUGUUUAGUGGUAGUCGAGAGAGUAUAUUAAGUAUAUAUAGUGAUGCAGGGGAGAUAAACUAUGGUAAAAUACCGGUAUCUGGAGAAGUGUUACUGGGUAUAGAUUAUAACUAUAAAACUGGUGCUCUAGAAAUCUACGUUAAACAAUGUAAAGAUCUAGCUCCUGUUGAUACCAAACGUAAACGUUCAGACCCAUACAUCAAAACUUACCUACUGCCUGAUAAAACCAGAGGUGGAAAGAGAAAAACUAAAAUUAAGAAGCAUACAUUGAGUCCAGUUUUUGAUGAAGUCUUGAGGUAUACAAUAUCUAAAAGUGAAGUAGAAAAUCGUAUUUUAUGGAUAGCUGUCUGGAACAAUGAUAGAUUUGGUCACAAUGAUUUUCUAGGGGAAGUAACUCUAUCUUUAGACACCUAUAAAUUUGGUGAUUCAUCUCCCAAAUGGUAUCCUCUACAAGAAAGGUUUGAAGAACCCCAGCUGGGAUCAUUAAUGCCAUAUAAGGGAGAUCUGAUCAUUUCACUACGCUACAUUACACCAGACUUAUUAGCUAAAGAAUCUGCCAAAAAAACAAAAGUGAAGAAGAGUAAAACUGGAAAAGGAGCAUUACAUGUUAUGGUGAAGGAAGCUAGAAAUUUAACAGCUUUAAGGUCCAAUGGUACAUCAGACCCAUUUUGUAAAGGGUAUUUAUUGCCAGAUAAACAUAAAUCAGGAAAACAGAAAACUCCUACUAUAAAGAAGAAUUGUAAUCCAGUUUGGAAUUAUUUGUUUGUGUUUGAGGAUAUUGAUAAAGAAGAAUUAUCAGAACGUAGUUUAGAAUUAACCAUCUGGGACCAUGAUACAAUUUCUAGUAAUGAUUUCUUGGGAGGUAUCAGAUUUAAUCUUGGUGCAGGAAUAUAUGAAAAUAAAGCUGUAGAAUGGAUGGAUGGUCGAGGAGAAGAAAUAGCUAUUUGGCAAUGUAUGAUAGACAGACCCAACACAUGGAUUGAUGCUUGUGUUAAUCUCAGAGCAACAAUGGGGAAAAGCUCACCUAAAAAAUGA
Lottia gigantea (owl limpet) is the source of this 1428-nucleotide messenger RNA. RefSeq lists its product as hypothetical. NCBI's taxonomy places the organism in Eukaryota, Metazoa, Mollusca, Gastropoda, Lottiidae. The record is from RefSeq and is a predicted model, not a curated record. The coding region runs from base 1 to 1428 and encodes 475 amino acids. Gene Ontology annotation, biological process: exocytosis. Gene Ontology annotation, molecular function: neurexin family protein binding. The transcript is spliced from 9 exons. Gene Ontology annotation, cellular component: exocytic vesicle; plasma membrane.